AGAUAGCAGAAUUUAUUGGUAGUAAAUGUGAGAAUUUUGAGGAUUAAUUUGAUAAAUGCCUUCAACAGAACUCCAAACUAGAGCUAAAAGCUCAAAGGGGGCCAAGGAGAAGAAACCAGAUCCCUUUGCUGAAGAACUUGUCACGCGUAAACUUAUGCGAAAUGGAAUACUAUCACAUGCCAUUGUGAUAAAUGCCAGUAAUUUUAAUGUCAGAGCAAACCAACCAAUCACAUUCAGGCCUUCUAGAUCUACCCGAAAGGCCCUGGCGAAGCUAAUACAAGGCGAUACAAUGGCACUCAACCCAGAUGGCAUCGACCUUGGCAUUGGUAAAGUGUAUAUGCCAGGAAAAGUGAUAGAAAACCGUGAGCUGUUUGCGACUGAUGGCCACUGUGGAGGUUUUACAGCAUUUCUAGUGAAGGACAUCUUAGUCUUAGGGGUGUUUAACCAUAAUGUUGAGACUGCUUGUAGGCUUAUCACAGAAGUAGCAAACUUUGUUCGAAUAAUUAAAAGUAGAGACUAAUGUAACACACCCACUCACGUUGCCAUGGGAAUAACAAGUAAAGUUAAAAUAGUUUGUUAUCUCUUUUGGACUAACUUGCCCAAGCUACAAAUGCAGGUCUUGUAUAAACAAACGUAAAAUAAAAUGUACAUUUUUAGUAUUAUUUAUUUAUUUUAACAUAAUUCAAUCUCAGAAAAUUUUGACUAUUCUUACAUCACAAAAAUGCAAAGUGGAGGCAACAGAAUAAUGCAGUGGCUUAUGUCAAACCGACUCAUAACUGGAGUAUCAAGAACUUUCAAAUGAACAAUGUCAUUUUUUGCUAAAACUGAUUAUAGAGAUAAUCAAACAUGAAAUUAGAAAUAAGAAUUAUUAUUCAGAUAAAAAUGUUAUACCAAUUGUUAUUAAUGUUAUUUUGGCAAUUAGAGAUUCACAACAUGUAAAUACUAGGUCAGCACCAACUUUC
Molecule: messenger RNA, 962 nt
Organism: Owenia fusiformis
Lineage: Eukaryota; Metazoa; Annelida; Polychaeta; Sabellida; Oweniidae
Source: the annotation of a GenBank genome assembly